ACGUGUUUCGGCUCAAUUCCUGUUUUCAUCCCUGUAGCUCGUGAUUCCAGUCGGAGAGAGGCGCUGUGUUCGCAUCCCGGUGGAUCCUCAGGACGGGACUCUCACACACACACACACACACACACACACACACACACACACAGUCUGUCGCCAGCGUGUGAGUGCGAACGGAUUCUUGCCCUUUUCACCGGGGAUCUACGGCCACACGGACCCAGUGCGUCAAAAUGCGUGGCUGAAGAGCGCGUCUCGGGAUCGCCUCGGUCUGAAUCCCUUGUUUUGUCCUCCCGUGACUCUCCGAAGUGAGGCUUCUCUCCGUCCAGCGCGGCGAUCAUGUCGGGGAAAAUAGAAAGCAAGCACGAAUCUCAGAAGUCUCACCUCUCCUCCUUCACGAUGAAACUGAUGAAAUUUCAUUCCCCCAAGAUUAAACGCACCCCGUCUAAGAAAAGCAAGCAGCUCCAGCCAGAGCCAGCGGUGACGACUCCGGAGAAACCCGUCAACAAGAAGGUGAGUCGGUUGGAGGAACAGGAGAAGGAGGUGGUGAGUGCUCUGCGUUACUUUAAGACGAUCGUGGACAAGAUGAGCGUCGAUACGAAGGUUUUGCAGAUGCUUCCUGGUUCGGCUAGUAAAGUACUGGAGGCCAUAUUGCCUCUGAUGCAAGUAGAGGCUCGGAUACAGCACAGCUCGGCGGUGUCCUCUUGUCAUAACCGCGUCUAUCAGAGUUUGGCCAAUCUCAUUCGCUGGUCCGACCAGGUGAUGCUGGAGGGCAUCGACCUCGACGACAAGGACACCGUGGCAACCGUCACCACGGUGAUCAAAGCUGUGCUGGAUGGCGUGAAGGACCUGGUGAAGCUCACUAUAGAGAAGCAGGAGCAACCGUCCCCGACGUCCCCCAGCAAACCAGCGCCUCCGACGGCCAAAACGGAGAGUGUGUGCGAAAAUCCAUUGACCGAACGAGAGAAGGCGAUCCUGAGUAAGACCACGCCCAUUGUCACGCCCACUGACAGCUUGACUGACAUGUCAGAGGAAGAGGUUGCCCCGCCCAAACCUCCUCUACCCGGAGUUAAACUAGCGGAACACAGGAACAGGAUGCAGUUGUGCUCCGAUCCUGUUGCCGGGCAGCGGAGGGCCACGGCGAUGGAAACCCCCCCUGCUCUGCCUCCCAAGAAGCGGCAGUCGGCCCCCUCCCCCACACGUGUUGCCGUGGUAGCGCCGAUGAGCCGAGGCCCGUGUGGUCUCAACCUGCCUUCUGGCGCUCCGAGACAGCAGCAGGAGUUUGACGUGGAUCUCCUCCAGAGGCGCUUCUCCGGCGGGAGCCAGUCUUACGGAGGGGAUUCUCCCCGGCUUUCUCCCUGUAACAGUAUGGGAAAACUCAGCAAGUCGGACGAGCAGCUCUCGUCCCUGGAGCGAGACAGCGGCCAGUGCUCUCGCAACACUAGCUGUGAGACGCUAGAGGGAUACGAUCCCGACUACGACUUCCUGCAUCAGGAUCUGUCCGUAUCCGAGCCUUUACCGUUCCCGACGGGCGCUGGCAGCGGUCUGAGCCCUCUCCCAGAAUGCCACGGGGAGACUCCGUCGUUAAGCCCCGCCCAGGGCCCCGCCCACCCGCGUUUCAGCGCUCCCGUCACGAAUCAGGCUUCCCUGGAGUACUGGAGCCCGCCCCUCGCACCCGGACCGGCCAAUAGCGUGCUUCCCCCCGCCCUCCCGCAGAAGAAGCGCCGGUCCGUGCCGAUUAUAUCCCCGUACCCUCUUUACGAGCGCCUCCCGUCGCACUACGAUAACCUGUCGGAAGAGGAGCAGCCGACCCCGCCGUUCCCGCUGCUGACCCCCGCCUCGCCGGCGCCGCAGGUCAACGGAGGAGACGACCUCUCACGCUGCACGGACACCGACAGCCCACCGCCGCUGCCGGAGAAGAAGGGCAAACAGAUCCUCCAGUACAUGCAGUUUGUGGAGGAUUACUCGGAGCCGCAGCCGUCCGUCUUCUAUCAGAUGCCUCAGAACGAGAGUAUUUACGAGCAGCGGAGGAACAAGCGCUUUCAGGAGGUCUACGGCUUCAACGACUCCUACAGCAGCUCGGACUCGGUCCAUGAAGCCGUCCCUCCGCCGGCGCUGCCUCCCAAACAGAGACAGCUGGCCUCCUACGCUUGUUUUCCUCCUUCAUCCUCCUCUUCCUCUUUUUCCGUGCUCCCUCCUCCCGCUGGGCUUCCGGAGGAGGCGGAGCCUGCUCUCGGUCUCAGCCUAUCAGUGUCUAACUCCUUCCUCAGUGGCCACGCCCCCUUGACCACGCCUGUGAGUUCCGACCCGGUUGGUUUGACCAACGCCGGCAGAGCUCUAGACGGUGGGGGUGUCUCUAACGGGUCCUUGACCAGCUCUCUGGUUUCUCUGGCCGUCUGUCUUCCUUCUGAGUCUUCUCUUUCUGAUUCACUUCUUACUUCCGCGAGUGAAAGCGUGGAUGAAGGCGGCGAGGGAGAGUAUGUGAACCUGUACUCCUCCACACAGGCUAAUGGAGAAAACACACACCGUCCUGAGCCCUCAUCAUGUGACGAUGUGCUUCAGGAACACACCCCUCACAUGCCCGCCUCCGACAGCAAGGAAGCCUUGUCUAAGGACAGGCCGAAGGAAGCCAGUCACGGUCAGAUCGAUGAUGUUGAUGAACUGUCCCUCAUUGAUCAUAAUGACAUUAUGAACCGCAUCACACUCAAAGCAGAGAAUGAUGAUGGUCCUGACGUGAGAGCCGGCUCUGGUGAUAUACUGUUAGUUCACGCUACAGAAACAGACCGCAAAGAUCUGGUGCUGUACUGCGAGGCUUUUCUCACCACCUACAGAACCUUCAUAACGCCUGAAGACCUCAUUAAAAAACUACACUACAGGUAUACCCGCUUCUGUCACAGUCCAGACACCUUCAAGAAGCGCGUCAGUAAGAACACCUUCUUCGUGCUGGUGAGAGUCGUGGAUGAACUCUGUCUGGUGGAGUUGACGGAGGACAUCCUGCGGCAGUUGAUGGAUCUGGUCUUCAGGCUGGUCUGUAACGGAGAACUGAGUCUGGCACGGGUCCUGAGAAAGAACAUCCUCGAUAAAGUGGAACAGAAGAGGCUCCUGCGGCACAUGCACAUGCUGAAGCCUCUCGCCGCGCGGGGCGUCUCCGCCAGACCCGGCACGCUGCAUGAUUUCCGAAGUCAUGAGAUCGCCGAUCAGCUGACGCUGCUGGACGCAGAACUGUUCUACAAGAUUGAGAUUCCUGAGGUGCUGCUUUGGGCGAAGGAACAGAAUGAAGAGAAGAGUCCAAAUCUGACCCAGUUUACGGAGCACUUUAACAACAUGAGCUACUGGGUGCGCUCUAUCAUCAUCCAGCAGGAGAAAGCUCAGGACCGGGAGAAACUGCUGCUCAAAUUCAUCAAAAUCAUGAAGCACUUGCGGAAGCUGAAUAACUUCAACUCGUAUUUGGCGAUCCUCUCCGCGCUGGACUCUGCGCCGAUCAGACGGCUGGAGUGGCAGAAGCAGACGUCUGAGGGUUUGGAGGAGUACUGCACCUUGAUCGACAGUUCGUCGUCCUUCAGAGCGUACCGAGCGGCGCUGGCGGAAGUGGAGCCUCCGUGCAUACCGUACCUGGGUUUGAUUCUGCAGGACUUGACGUUCGUUCACCUGGGAAACCCAGAUUUUAUUGAGGGUAAAGUGAAUUUCUCCAAGCGCUGGCAGCAGUUCAACAUUCUGGACAGCAUGAGACGCUUCCAGCAAGUACACUACGAACUGAAGCGGAACGAAGACAUCGUCUCGUUCUUCAACGACUUCAGCGAUCACCUGGCGGAGGAGGCUUUAUGGGAGCUCUCGCUCAAGAUCAAACCGAGAAACAUCUCGCGGCGCAGGACGGAGCGCGAGGAGAAGACCUAGAACCCCGUAUCUAGAGCCAUUUACGGUGAGACCCGAACCUCCUGCAGAACCUUGGGAGCCCAAAAGCGUUCUUAAAGCGGUUCCGGAGCCGAAAUGGGCCGAACCCGACACACGCGAGCUCCUGUUUGCGCCAAUAAACUGAGACAUCGGCAGUAUUUGUCUUUGUGGAUACACGGAGGGCUCGAGAGGACCCCAGCGCUGUGAUAUAAAGCUAGAUCCUCACAACUUUCUAUGUUUGCGUGUGCUGACGUGUGGCUGUACGGAGAGACGCACUCGGAGAGGGCUUGCUUCAUUUGAUAUUAAUACACUGUGCCUGAUGGAGUGAGGUUGUGUUUGUUUGUCCUGACGUACUGCUUGACCUUCCAAAGGUCAGAUUCCACCCCGUUUGGAAGCGGGCGGACGUGUGUGCAAUCUUAUAAGGGUUUUAUAAGGAGUAUUCGCCGAUCGGUGGGCAGUGGAGUAUAUGGGAUAUAAUAAUGUGCAAAUUAAAGAAUGAACUGGACGUUUGGACUCAUUUUUCACUUCAUCUUGCGAUCUAUUGUUUGGUGUGUGAUCCUGAUAACCGUGUGCCCCGUCACGACCCUGACAGCCCCUCGACCUCCGGAUCGAUCAAGAGCAGGCUUUUAGUUAAAUGCUAAAUUUUGCGUUGUGGCAUUAUCUUCAUGACCGUUGCUUCUUCUUUUUUUCGUGCAUUUUUCGUUCUCGCAGCUUGCAAAAUGCAGAAAACAUAUAUUGUUUAAAAAAAACCUAGGAAUAAAAAAAAAAAACCAUGCAUUUAAGUUUCAGACUUAUUUAAUGAGUAAAAGCAAUACUCGUUAAAAAAGUAAAAUGCGUUUGUAAGGUAUUUGUACUGUAAAUUAAAAUUAAAAAUCUAAUUGUUUAUUGCAUUAAAAAAGCUUUAAAAAUCAAAGAAAAUUGGUGUGUGUGUAUAUAUAUAUAUAUAUAUAUAUAUAUAUACAUACACACACAUAUUAAUUUUAUAUAUAUAUAUAUAUAUAUAUAUAUAUAUAGAGAGAGAGAGAGAGAGAGAGAGCUUAAUUGUCAUGAAUAAAGUGUCAUAAUGCCAAAUUUAAUUUAUCCAAAUCUAACUUAUGUAUUUUUUAUCUUUUGAUUAUUGCAAAAAAUGACCUUAAAGUUUACUAUGAUGUCACAGAGAGGGGCGUGUCUCAGUGUGUGUGUGUAUGAUGUGUUCUGUAUAAACGUAUAUGUACAGUUGUGAUGUAUAAUCUCCCAUCAUGUAGAGAGGGCAGAGGAAAUAUAUUUUCAAACCAAACAUGUCAUGCACUAAAAUAAUUGACAGUAUGAGGCAAAAAUUAUAUAUAUAUAUAUAUAUAUAUGAGGACUGAAUAUGCUGUGAUCUCUGAGCAUCAGAGAGAGAGAGAGAGUGUGUGUGUGUGUGUGUGUGUGUGUGUGUAAGAGGGAGAAUGUGUUUUUUUUUUUUUGUUGUUUUUACAGAAUGCUGUUCUUCAUGUGAGAGAAAGGAAGCUACAAUUGCUUUCUUCAGUGUAUAUGUGUGUGUGUGUGUGCGUGUGCGUGUGUGUGUGUGUGUGUGUGUGCGUGUGUGUGUGUGUGUGUGUGUGUGUGUGUGUGUGUGUGUGUGUGUGUGUGUGUGUGUGUGUGUGUGUGUGUGUGUGUGUGUGUGUGUGUGUGCGUGUGUGUGUGUGUGAUGUUUACCGACUUCUGGGAAUUUUUCCCUGCUAUACCUAUAACGUCCUGUAUAUUCAACCAAUAAAACUGCUCUCUUUGUA
Messenger RNA from Puntigrus tetrazona (Sumatra barb), 5633 nucleotides. It is a transcript of the gene rapgef1b, whose product is annotated as Rap guanine nucleotide exchange factor (GEF) 1b. Gene Ontology annotation, biological process: Ras protein signal transduction; positive regulation of GTPase activity. Lineage: Eukaryota; Metazoa; Chordata; Actinopteri; Cypriniformes; Cyprinidae. The record is from RefSeq and is a predicted model, not a curated record. Gene Ontology annotation, molecular function: guanyl-nucleotide exchange factor activity. Gene Ontology annotation, cellular component: plasma membrane.